GAGAACCAUGAAACCAAAACAACAUCCUAUGUCCAUUCCGUCAUUCUUGUAAUAACACGUGUCAGUAGCCCAUCUUCUUUUCAAGUUUCAACUCCCUAUAAUGGCUACCGUAAAAGGCUGGAAUCCCUCAGUUACUCCACCACAAAAAUUUUCAGGAAAUGUGUUUAGUUCCUUCAAGAAUUCAAGAAUUUGAGAGGGGUAAUUUUUUACUGGUAGCGAAAGAAAUGGUUUACCUUAGCUAGCAUUCGAUUCUUGGAUCCAGUGCUUUGCUUUGAAUCAGCUGGUGGACAGCUAGUUUUUGCUGUCUGGGGGAUUUUCUUAGGAUAUAUCUAAAUAUGGCUUGUCCAUGGUCUAAGGGUCUGUCCAGCUAAGUACAAUUGUUCUAUAUUUUUUGCUUCUUUCAAAUUUUUUUUUUUUUUUUUGUGGUAUUGAAAAUUGAGAAUGGAGUAGACUUGGAGAAUGGCUCAGGAAACUAAUGCUUCACUUCAGAUAGAAAGAUUGGAUGGAGGGUGUAGUGGUACUUGUAAGGGCAGUGUGUCCGCCAUGGAAGAUGAAAAGGAUGAGAAUUUGGACAAUUCGAACCAAUUGACUACUGGUAAACCUCCAAGAAACGUCAAAAUGGUCAGGCAUUGUAGCAGCUCUGCAUUUUUUACAGAUUUUGAAUCAGAAAUUGCAAUUUUGGGAUUGGUCUCACCAUCGUCUGAAAAUUCUGUAUUUCUCCCUAUUUUUCGCUCUGGAAGCUGGUCGGAGAAAGGACCAAAGCAGUACAUGGAGGAUGAGCAUAUAUGUGUAGAUAAUCUACAUAAACAUCUUGUUACAUCAGCAGAAUUACCCUCUCCCGGUGCAUUUUAUGGGGUGUUUGACGGACAUGGUGGCACUGAUGCAGCCUCCUUUACCAGAGAGAACAUUCUUAAUUUCAUUGUCGAAGACUCCCAGUUUCCCUCAGGCACAAAGAGGGCAAUUAAGAGUGCCUUUGUGAAGACUGAUCACGCACUUGCUGAUACUAAAUCUAUUGAUAGUUCAUCUGGUACCACUGUCUUGAUGGCCCUUAUUUUGGGAAGGACCAUGCUUAUCGCUAAUGCUGGUGAUUCAAGAGCUGUGUUGGGCAAACGAGGAAGAGCGGUUGAGCUCUCAAAGGACCACAAGCCCAACUGCAGCUCAGAAAAACAAAGAAUUGAGAGAUUAGGAGGGGUGAUAUAUGAUGGCUACCUUAAUGGCCAAUUAUCGGUUGCUCGUGCCCUCGGAGAUUGGCACAUUAAAGGCUCUAAAGGUUCAAAAAGCCCCUUAAGUUCUGAGCCAGAGUUGAAGGAGAUUAAUCUGACGGAAGAUGAUGAGUUUCUGAUACUAGGCUGUGAUGGUCUAUGGGAUGUAAUGAGUAGCCAAUGUGCAGUCACAAUGGUUAGGAAGGAGCUAAUGAUGCAUAAUGAUCCUGAGAGGUGCUCAAAAGCUCUUGUCACAGAAGCGCUCCAGCGCAACACAUGCGACAACCUGACAGUUUUAGUGAUCUGUUUCUCUCCUGAUCCACCUCCUAAGAUUGAAAUUCCUAGGAACCAUAGAAGGAGGAGCAUAUCUGCUGAAGGGCUGGACCGUCUCAAGGGUAUUUUGAAUAAUUAGUGCUAUUUGAGCAAGAAUUGCCAAUGGCUUGUACACGAGAAAAUGGAGCAUGUGAAAUAAUUGGGGGGGAUUUUUCCAAGUUAAUGCAACCCCCUGCUGCGGCUGAACACUGCUGAUUUCUUUUUAACCUAAAUAUAUCCCCAUAUAUUUGAGAGACUCUGUAGUUGUAAAAAUCUUUGAAUUUUUGGAGAGUGAAUGACCAUCUUUGAUUUGAAA
Populus trichocarpa (black cottonwood) is the source of this 1830-nucleotide messenger RNA. Its product is annotated as probable protein phosphatase 2C 47. Lineage: Eukaryota; Viridiplantae; Streptophyta; Magnoliopsida; Malpighiales; Salicaceae. Gene Ontology annotation, molecular function: protein serine/threonine phosphatase activity; cation binding. The transcript has 5 exons. Gene Ontology annotation, biological process: protein dephosphorylation. Bases 460 to 1614 code for a protein of 384 amino acids. The record is from RefSeq and is a predicted model, not a curated record.